This is a messenger RNA of Phytophthora sojae, 4229 nucleotides long. RefSeq lists its product as hypothetical. The transcript has a single exon. Gene Ontology annotation, biological process: regulation of cilium beat frequency. The coding region runs from base 831 to 3044 and encodes 737 amino acids. The record is from RefSeq and is a predicted model, not a curated record. NCBI's taxonomy places the organism in Eukaryota, Oomycota, Peronosporomycetes, Peronosporales, Peronosporaceae. Gene Ontology annotation, cellular component: ciliary basal body; axoneme.
CUCGCGCGUCACCUCCUCGUGCGCGCGCGACGACGCCUGGCUCAGCACGCCGCCGUCCAUGCUCAGCAGCGUGAGCGACAGCCCCUGGCCGUUGCUCAGCGACAGCGAGGGCAAGCGCUGCGUCUUGAGCGCGGGGGCGGGGCCCGAGACGCCGCUCUCACUCACUGCGAUCUCCACGUCGCUGGAGUCCGUCGCCAUGGCGAGAGAAUGGUCGCGCUAGCUGGAAGGGCGGAUCUGGCUGGAUCUUGGGUUCGGAGGCCGCGUUCUCGGGAUGUAGAGCGCGCCUGGAGACCGCGCGACCGCCGACACGUAGAGGAAGCGCGGGGCUGUGUGCGUACUAUCGAAGCACCCGGAGAACCUCCGCGCGAAGAGCUCCAGAUGAAGGCGGAGGGGGCCGACGGGCGAUUCCUCCACGAUCGAUGUUCCCAAAAUGGCUCGAGUCAGUGUCGGUUGCACUGGACUGUGUCCAUUGACGGUGGGAGUAGCAAAUUCUAUUGGAUUUCUAUUGACAGACACUGCAUCUGGACACUGCGAAUAUCAAUAGACGGUGCAGUACGCGUACGGCACUGCGAUUCGUGGAAAAGGAUGUGGAUUUGUACCAAUGAACACGCUGUAAAGUGUAGCCAUAAAGGAGACGUGACACUUCAACCAGGUCAAGUUGAGGCACAUGGCGAUCUUCUCACCAGAGAAGGGGUUUCCGAAUUGAGUUGGCAGCAAGCGCGGCUUGGAAAUAGACGUCGCCGCACAUCGCAUGCGGCUCGGAGCUUUCUCUUCCAUGCUCCCAUGCUCGUCAGUUGGCUAUUUGCAGGUGGGCAGGUGAUAACACGAGCAUGGAGAACGCUCAGCGCGUCGUGGCGGACAUUGUGGCGAGAUGCAGGUACCGAGGUGUCGAGGUUUCCGAGACGCUGGCGGCGUUCACAGCGCGCCUCGUAGUGCAUCGCAGUCGGCGUCACCUUGUGCUGGAGCAGCCCAUGUCGCCUGAGGACGAGCUGUACCUGACCGAGCAGUGCGAGCAGGCCCUGCUGAGAGACGACGACCCUGCGAUGGAGACCGUCAAGAUGCAGCUGGAGUUCGACUUCACGCACGCGAACCUCGAGGAGGAGCUGCGUCUACGCCGCGAACGCAAGGAGCAGGCGGUCGCCAAGCUGCAGCGCACGAUCUCCUCGCUGGUACCGGAAAAGGCCACCGACUUCGAGACGCUCUCGGCGCUGUACAAGCACAUUUUCACUCUGCUCAUGCUGGACGCUGACGGUCUUGGCAGAAACAACAGCGACGACGAAGGCGACAACAACAAUGGGAAGCACCACAGCAACAACUCGAGUAAGCAGCAGGCGGAGCGUCGAGCCAUGGAGAAGGAGGUAGCGGCGGCUCUGGAGAGCGUGUUCCCGCGCAUCGGCUUGAAGUCCUUCGCUACGAUGUCUCCUGACGACAAGCGCUUCCAGCUGGACGAGCUCAUGCGCAUCGUGGAGGGCAUCCGCCUGUUCAACAAGGAGCUGGGGAAGGGUGGCGCAGGCAUCCCAGCGAGCGGGCGGGAUAUCCAGGAUAACGUCGCCGCUCUCGCAAAGCUUGUGCGCGACGAGGUGCGUGAAGCAAACGAGAUCUGCACUCAGUACACCGAAGUCCUGCUGCAUGUGCACCACCAACUUGGAGAGAGUGCCGAUUCGACGGAGCCACCCCCGAAAGCCGACGAAGUCGCACGAUGGCAAGACGAACUGAGCAACCGGCGCCAGUUCCUGUCGUAUCUGCAGAGCCUUGAGGAGGACAUUGCGUUCUCGCACGAGAAGGUUGGCACGCGGCUGCAGAUGUUUCAGGCCGACAUGAGCGCGCUGCAGAAUCUUGUGGGGGCGCGCACGUCGCUGCCGAAGUCCCAUGUGUAUCCGCUGUUCGAGGCAGUGUCGCGUUCGUGGGCGGAGCUGCACCAAGAGCACGAGCUGCUUCAGGCUCGAGCCCGCGCGCUGCGGUCACUACUGCGUUUCAAGUCGACCUUCACAAGAACGCUCUCCCCGGAGUCGCCCAUAGUGCGUCAAGCUCGGCGUGGGGGCUCCAUCCCGACUGAAGACCUCUUCUCGCACGUCGAGACGUUCCCCGCCGAGAGGCAGCUCACUGGAGACGGCAAGACAAGAAGCUUUGGCUUGGCAGGCGACGACCUUGACGGCGACGAGGACGACAGCAAUCCCAACGAGGAAGAAGGCUCGGGCUUCCCCAUUCGAAUGCCCGUAGAGUCGACGCCCGAGUUCAUGCAGCUACCACUCGAGUACCAGGGAUUCUGUCCAUGGACCGUGGUGGAGCGUGGAGGACUGUUGCUGCCGGGCGAUCCGUCGCUGGGCGUCGUGCAGUACCGCAAUGCUUACCACGUCUUCGUCAAUGAGCGCGCGCUUGGUGAAUUCAUGAUCCAUCCGCGUCGAUACGUGCAGGGGGUCCUCCACCGCGCAGCUCGACAACCCGCACUCAUCUACUUGCUGCGCCUGCAGGAAUCGUUUCCGAACAUCACGCUGUCCUCGCUGCUGAAAAUGUGCCACCGUUUCCGCGUUGAAGGCCCUCGAGGCGUGCAUCCACUGCUGGCUCCGCCGCCGUCGCAAAAAGUCGACGCCAGCACCGCGACGCCCACGCACUUCAUCGAGAAGCGCAUCGACUACAACUACGACUGGAACGAGUGGAAUCUCCGUCGCAAAGCCAUCAAGAUCGCCAACCUCCGACACUGCCGCACCGUCGGCGCCCAGACCGCCCUCAGCAGCUUCCGACGGGAAGUCGACACCCAGGUCUACCUGCCGGCUGAAGUCGGCUGCCAGACGGCCAAGACGCAGGGCACCAAUCCUCCCCGCGUCACCACCUUCUUCACGGGUCUGCGCAAAGGCCACGUCUACACCAUCGACGACGCCAAACGCGCCGAAGCCAAGGAGGCGAAAGACGCCGCAGCGGGAUCCGAGUACAAGAAGAGCCGCCGAUCCAGACAUAACUACGAAGACGACGCAAAAGAGAGCAAAGCGAGCGAGGACGACGACAACCAACCGGUCCUGGUCUCCUACACAUUUGAUUUGUCAUAGUAAAAAUUGGUUUCAUCUAAAAAAUUCGAGCCAUAAAAAAUUAGGCGACUUUGUGAGAGUAAGGCUCAAGCUGCAAGUGAUGCGAGGGAGGGGAUGAACAGGGAAACGAACCAUACCACCUGCUCCGGACGAUAGGCUGGGCUCUUGAAGCGUGGUCGAUUAAGUUACACGCUGAAGAUGAAGUCCGUAAACUUCUCCGUGUCGACCGACUUGCCGUCCGCCUCGAGGAGCUCCGGAGCGUGCUUCUUGAUAAACUCGACCUGAGACGCGUCGAAGCGUUCCUCGAUCUCCUCCAUCGUCAACUCCUCGCCAGUGAGAAUGUCCAGUGCCUCGUGCACGUCGUCCUUCGUGGAACCGCUCUGCAGCUGCUCCGUGCAGAAGGUGGCGAACUGGUCGAACGUGAUCUCGUCGUUGUCAUCCUCGUCGAUCUUGUCGAAGUAGUCGUGGCAGUCAUCCUCGCUCAGGCUCAGACCGAGACCCUUGCACGCCAUGAUGAACUCGUCGCGAGCAAGGACACCGUCGUUGUCGAGGUCGAAGUGGUCAAAGACCUCCUUGAUCUCCUUCGCCUGCUCAGGGGUAAGGCUGCCCACCUCGCUAAGUGCGAGCUCCUUCUCGAGGGACUUCACCUUGUCGCGCACAGCAAUCUCCAGCGACGUAAACUGGGCACGCAGACCGUGGAUCGUGUCCGUUGUGAACGGGUUCGUGUGCACCUGCAGGCGCUCCAGCUCCUCGUUAAUGCGCUCAAGCUUCUCCAUGUCCUCGGUGAGCGGGGCAAUGAUCUCCGCAGCCUUGGCCUUGGCCUCCUCAACCUGCUUAGCCUUGGUCUCCUCAACUUCAGCGGCCGCAUCCUUAGACUUGUCGCCCUCCUCACUCUCCGGGGCGGUCUCGCUUUCAGCGGCAGGCUUGGCAACCUCAGCAACCACAGACGUCUCAACACCCGUGAUCUCAGGGUCUUCGGGCUUACCCUCAACUUCUUCCUCCAGCACAACGCCAGUGUUGGCGCGGAACAACCUGUAACGAAGCUUCACCAUCGAGUUGAACUGGUCCUUCAGCGAACCCUCCACGACAUUGAUCGACUGCGUACUCUGUGCGCAACGCUCCUUAAUGCGAGCGGACAGCGUCGCGAAUUCACGGCAGACCUCGUCACGCUUCUCCACGUUAGCGAGCUCCUCCUCGUAGUAGCCA